AUGGCGUUUGAUCCCGAGCAGCAACCUUCCUCUUCUGUGUCUGGAGAGGUUGGUAAGUCAUCUGGUGAGAUCCACGCAGAAAGGGAGCCUCUUAUUAAAGAUAAUCAUCAUACCCCAGAAAACUACUCUGUUGUUUCAGCCAUCUUCCCGUUUUUGUUUCCAGCUCUGGGAGGACUCCUUUAUGGUUAUGAAAUCGGUGCAACUUCUUGUGCAACCAUUUCAAUUCAGUCGCCUUCGUUAAGUGGAGUUUCAUGGUACGACUUGUCCUCAUUGGACGUUGGUCUAGUUACAAGUGGCUCACUUUAUGGUGCAUUAUUUGGCUCUAUUGUGGCUUUUACAAUUGCUGACGUUAUAGGAAGAAGAAAGGAGCUGAUUUUGGCUGCAUUCGCAUUCCUCGUUGGAGCCCUUGUGACUACACUAGCACCAGUCUAUCCCGUUCUGAUAAUUGGACGGCUAACUUAUGGGGUCGGUGUUGGACUGGCAAUGCAUGCGGCUCCGAUGUACAUUGCAGAGACUGCUCCAAGUCAGAUACGUGGACAGCUGGUAUCACUAAAAGAAUUCUUCAUAGUCCUCGGGAUGGUUGGAGGUUAUGGAAUUGGUAGUCUUACAGUCAAUGUUCUCUCUGGUUGGCGUUACAUGUAUGCAACAAGUGUCCCUUUGGCAGUUAUCAUGGGAAUUGGAAUGUGGUGGCUCCCAGCAUCCCCUAGGUGGCUUUUGUUGCGGGUCAUACAGGGGAAAGGGAAUGUGGAGAGCCAAAAAGAGGCUGCAGUCAAAUCUCUUUGCCGCCUUAGAGGUCCUGCUUUUGCUGAUGCAGCUGCUGAACAAGUGAACGAGAUUUUGGACGAACUUUCUGCUGUGGGCGAGGAUAAAGAGGCCACGUUUGGUGAACUAUUCCAAGGGAAGUGCAAGAAAGCUCUCGUCAUAGGAGGAGGUCUAGUCUUGUUUCAGCAGAUAACUGGGCAACCAAGUGUGCUUUAUUAUGCACCAUCAAUACUACAGACCGCUGGAUUUUCUGCCGCAGGUGAUGCAACAAGGGUCUCGAUUCUACUUGGUCUGUUGAAGUUGAUUAUGACAGGAGUAGCGGUUGUAGUUAUCGACAGACUUGGAAGGAGACCUUUACUUCUUAGUGGUGUUGGUGGCAUGGUUAUCUCUUUGUUCCUGCUGGGGUCAUACUACAUCUUUUUCAGCGCCUCACCAGUUGUUGCUGUAGUUGCACUGCUUCUCUAUGUGGGAUGUUACCAGCUAUCCUUUGGUCCAAUUGGUUGGCUGAUGAUCUCAGAGAUAUUUCCCCUUAAGCUAAGAGGUCGAGGUCUGAGUAUAGCAGUGCUCGUGAAUUUCGGUGCAAACGCGCUCGUGACAUUUGCUUUUUCACCGCUGAAGGAGUUGUUGGGAGCUGGGAUACUGUUCUUUGCGUUUGGUGUGAUAUGUGUCUUGUCUCUGCUCUUCAUAUUCUUCAUUGUCCCAGAGACAAAGGGUCUCACUCUUGAGGAAAUUGAAGCCAAAUGUCUCUAA
Messenger RNA from Microthlaspi erraticum, 1512 nucleotides. The record is from the annotation of a GenBank genome assembly. Lineage: Eukaryota; Viridiplantae; Streptophyta; Magnoliopsida; Brassicales; Brassicaceae.